This is a messenger RNA of Tilletiopsis washingtonensis, 1516 nucleotides long. Its product is annotated as PEBP-like protein. Lineage: Eukaryota; Fungi; Basidiomycota; Exobasidiomycetes; Entylomatales. The record is from RefSeq and is a predicted model, not a curated record. The transcript is spliced from 3 exons. Bases 239 to 1138 code for a protein of 299 amino acids.
CGCUGGCAGCAGAGGAGAGGCGGCGCUUGCGACGGCGUGCAGAUGCAGCACGCAGGCAAGCGAAGGAUCUUGAUGCACACUUGUGCAGACAGCACAUGCCUUGCUCUCCCUCAGGGGCAGCCAGCACCGCCCACAAAACAGCGUUUGAGCCAUUGCCCAGCCUGCCUCUCAACCACAUCUUCCCGUCUCGCUCCCCCUCGCCCACGUUCCUCACUCACCCUCAUACACUCUCUUCGCCAUGUUCGCCCGCUCCCUCCUCGUCCUCUCGCUCAGCGCCGGUGCCGCGCUGGCGCAGCAGGCCUCGCUCUCGCAGGUGGCCGAGGGCCUCGCCUCGACGCGCGCCCAGCUCAACGGCGCCGGCCUCGUGCCCAACCCGAUCUCGGAGCAGCUGCUCAACCUCACCGCCGUGCUCUCGCUGCAGUUCGGCAGCAGCGGCAGCCCCGUCGCCAUCGGCACGUCGCAGAGCGUCAGCGACGUCACGCAGGCGCCCAGCUACCGCCUCGAGUUCGCGCCCGAGAGCGCCAGCGCCCUCAGCGGCAAGACGUUCACGGUUGCCUUCCUGGAUGCUGGUGCCGCUGGUGUCGGCAACCCUGACGGCCUCCUCACGCGCCACUUCCUCGGCAACAACUUCAACCUCGGCUCCGACGGCAUCCUGAGCAACUCGACGCCGGCGAUCACCGAGUAUGCCUCGCCUGCGCCGGCGCCCGGCUCGGGCCCGCACCGCUACUUCCAGGUCGUCUUCCUGCAGGGCGACGACUUCCGUGCGCCGUCGAACCUGUCGCAGCCCGGCACGCCGCUGUCGACCAUGUCGCUCGCCGGCUACGCGCAGGAGGCCAACCUGCGGCAGAUCGUCGCGGCGUCGUACGUGUCCAUCGAGGACAACUCGGCCUCGGUGACGGACAGCAUCUCGAGCACGCAGGCGCCGGCCUCCAGCAGCGUCGCGGCGCUCGCGACCAGCAUCAGCCGCAGCCUUGCGGGCGGCAGUGCCACGUCGGGAGGCAGCAGCAGCAGCACGCGCUCCGGCUCCUCGGGCGCGCCCAGCGGCACCUCGGCCGCCGGUGGCUCCAACGGCGCCGUGAAGCUUGGCGCCGGCGCGGGCCUGCUGGCUGUGCUUGGUGCUGCCGCUGUGCUGCUCUAGACGCCUCGAUGUCCCCACCCUGUAGCAUCUCUUCGUCCAUCAUCAGCACUCCACCCCGGCCCGCCCAGCACUUCAUGUCCUACAUCCACGCUCAAUGACCACGCCUCGCGAUGUGUGGAUAUGAGGGAUUGAUUCCUGAGGGUCUGCGUGGCCGGCACGCGACGGGGUGGCACUAAUGAUGGGGUGACGAGACGAGGACAAUGCGGCAACAAGGGACGAGAGAUGCGAGAAGACGAAGGGACGGCGGCUGGGCUUGCUGCGCCUACUUGGCCGGCAGCACGUUGGCCUUGAACUGCGUGGCGCCGACGUAGUUGCCCGGCGGGCGGUACUCGCAGAACACGACCUGGCCGGUGCCCUUGUAUCCGCCGAAGCCAAGCG